ACAAACAUUGACCGUAGCGACUCAAAUAUUUUGGAUUAAAGUCAUUUGAACGCAAGUUUUGGGUUUUUCUUCAUUUUACUUAGAAACAACUUGCGGAAACUACAAGCUUCCUUUCAAAUUGAACUGGGUGCCACUUGCUCUCGGAGGAGAGAGUCCCGCGGCGAGCGUGUCCAUGUGUCGGUGUGGUCAGGUUCCGAGGCUCCGGACAAGCUUCACACGUACGCUACUGCUGCCCCUAGUGCCACCCCUGACAAUUGAGGGGCUAGAUCCGGCGGUCUACCCGAAAUUUUUGCCUCGCUCACUCGAAUAGGAUUUUGAUAUUUUUUGUUCCUAUGACGAGGGCUUUCUCCGUCGCCCAACGACACCGCCGGCUCCGGUGAACCGGCUGCGGCCCGCCGGGAACCCAGCAAGCGGAUCGCCACGCUUCCAUUAUGUCGGAGUCGCAGACCCAGAAGGAGGGCGGCGUGAGUGGGAGCCGGGCCUGCCCGGACUUUCUAGGACUCAGUCGGAAAGAGCUGGUCCUGGCUGAGGCCUUGCAGAUGGAGUACGACGCCCUCUCCAGGCUCAAGCAGAACCAAAAGGCCCCCGCCGGGGAGCGGGCUCUGUCCGACUCCUCCCUAACCCUAACCCUCCCUGCCGUCUACAUCCCGGAUGGCCCCGAGCUGAACGAGCGCAGCACCCCCGACGCCGAGACCCUUCCCAGCGGCAUCCAAACAUUUCCUGACGAUACCCCCCCCGCCGUGCCCCCGCGCAACCCCAUCCCACCAUUGCCGCCGCGACGGGGCUCAGAGAAUCCCUCGUUGCCGGGUAGAGCGCCUGACACGGGGCUGCGCAAAGUCCCUCCGGGCGAGCCGGACUGCGAUGCCGUCGACGACCCACCUGGGAAGCCCGUGGCGCGGAACCACACCCUCCCCCCUCAAGUCCCGCCCAAGACCUACUUACCCACCGCCAAGAGCGACAAGAACCGGCGCCGAGCGUCGGCGGAGCCGGUGGCGUCGGGCUUACGGACCAGCGGCUUCGGCUACCAACUCUUUCAGGUGUUGGAGGAACGCGACGAGGAGGUGGCAGCGUUCUGCCACAUGCUGGAUGUGCUGCGUUUGGCGUACCCGCACUGCAAGCGCUCCACCAACGCCGGCUUGGUCUGGUCUCCGCGGGCCGGCCCGGAAGAGACCCGCUGCGGCCCGUGUCCCGCCGUCAAGGUGACGGUCAUCAGCGCUCACUUUGAGGAGCCGCUCAUCUUCACUUGUGAUGGCUCCUCCACGGCGGACCUGAUAAUCUACCAGAUGCUGUGCUACACUCACGAGGACCUGAACCACCUGGACGUGAACGACUACCUGCUGAAGGUGUGCGGAUACGACGAGUACCUGCAAAACUGUCAGACUUUGGCAGGUUCCGAGUAUGUGCAACAAUGUUUGAAGUUGGACCGGGAUGUUCGACUGGUCCUCACUCGGCGAGAUGGUAUCGACACGGAGCUGGCACGCACGAAGGACGAUGACGAGCUGGCGUCCGCGUUGAACCACGGCAUCCUGCUGCAGGAGCGACCCAUCAAGCAGACGCUCACCAGGGAGGCUCUGACGGUGCUGCUGGACACCUUCCACAACGAGGCCGAAUCCUUCACGCUGGCUGAGGCGGAGCCGGCGCCGCCGCGCGUGGAGCGGCUGGUCCAGUCGGUGAAGGUGCUGUGCAGCUCGCUAGCGGGCGUGGAGACGCCGGAGGUGACGGUGGCGCUCGGACGGCUGCCUGCUCGUCCCUGUCGCCUGCAGCCCAAAGUCCUCAAGGAUGCCUCGGCGCUGUGCGUCCAGGAGAACCGAGAGAAUCUGGUGGAGAGGCUGACAGCAGCCAUCUUGGACCUGGUGGACCUGUACUGCGCCACUUUCAACGCUGACUUCCACACGGCGCCACACAACCGCCCCGGCGCCACGCCCGUCCAGGAGGCGGGACGCACAGCCACCGUGCUCUCCUUCAAUGUCUACGCCGCGCACCGCCUGCCCGUCACCUGGGCUGCCAGUUACGAGAGCUACUUCCUGUCAUGCGCGCUGAGUCACGGAGGGGUGGAGCUCUGCGCCCCCCAGCACACCAGCAAACAGUUGGUCAACAAAUACCUCUUCCACCUGGUGGUGUGGGACCAGAGAGUGACCUUCCCGGUGCAGAUCAGCCAGCUUCCCCGGGAGACACAGCUGACGGUGACGCUGUAUGCCAGCUCGCUGCCGCCCCCCGGCAGCUCAGAGGAGAAGGGCAGGCAGCGGCGUGGCGCCGAGGCCCUGGGCUGGGUAACCCUGCCACUCUUUGACUUUAGGCACGUGCUGAUGUGCGGCAGGAAGCUGCUGGGCCUUUGGCCUUCUGCAGCGGGGAGCAGCAUUAACGCCCGCUCUGGCUCGCCCAACUUGAGCCAGCCGGACAGCGUCAUCCUGCAGGUGGACUUCCCGUCGCCGGCCUUCCAGGUUGUCUUCGGCAUGCCGCCCGCCACCGAUUUCUGCCCUCGAUACGACUUCUCCCAACUGGACGCCGAGAGCCAGGUGGUGCUGCGCGACAUCCUCCACAAGAAGGCCUUCUUCUGGCUGACGGCGGAGGACAAGCGCGCCGUGUGGGAGAAGAAGGCCUUCCUCCAGGCGGAGAGCAGCCCGCUUCCACUGGUGCUGGCCAGCGCCCCCUGCUGGCAGUGGGCCUGCCUGCCAGAGAUCUAUGCACUGCUGAAACAGUGGGCCUGCCCGGGCCACCUGGACGCACUGGGCCUGCUCCACGCCUCGUUCCCGGACCAGGAGCUUCGCAGGACGGCCGUCAAGUGGAUGGACGCGAUCUCCGAGCCGGAGCUGGUCGACUUCCUGCCUCAACUCGUACAGGCGGUGAAGUAUGAGUGCUACCUGGACAGCUCGCUGGUGCGCUUCCUGCUGCGGCGUGCCAUCCAAGACCUGAGUGUCACUCAGCAGCUUUUCUGGCUGCUGAAGGACAACCUGCAGGAUAGCCAGUUCCGCGCUCGCUAUCAGCACCUGCUGGCUGCCCUGCUGUGCUGUGCGGGCCGCGGCGUCCGAGAGCAGCUCGACCGCCAGUGCUGGAUGGUGUCCAUCCUCACUAAGGUGGCCCAAAGCGUCCGGGACGCCGCGUCUGCCGCCAGACAGGUCAGUGGGCGGUGUCGCCCGAGAGCGGCCGCUUGGCCGGCGGCGCUGCGGGACGCUCUGGAGGAGAUGAAGAGCUUCUUCUCCAUCAACGGCAGCUGCCGACUUCCCCUCAACCCGGCACUGCGGGUACGGGGGAUCUGUAUCCCGGCGUGCUCCUUCUUCAACUCCAACACCGUCCCACUCAAGUUGACCUUCUGCAACUUCGACCCACUCGGCGACGACAUCAGCGUCAUCUUCAAAGUCAGACCGCCUGUCUCAGGCGAUGACCUGCGUCAGGACAUGCUGACGCUGCAGGUGAUCCGCAUCAUGAACAGGAUCUGGCUCCAGGAGGGUCUGGACAUGAGGAUGGUCAUCUUCAAGUGCUUGUCCACGGGGCGGGGCCGCGGCAUGGUGGAGAUGAUCCCUCAGGCCGAGACGCUGCGCAAGAUCCAGGUGGAGCACGGCGUGACUGGAUCCUUCAAAGACCGACCGCUGGCUGACUGGCUUCAGAAGCACAACCCUGCCGAAGAGCAGUACGACAAGGCGGUGGAGAACUUCAUCUACUCGUGCGCGGGCUGCUGCGUGGCCACGUACGUGCUGGGAAUCUGCGACCGGCACAACGACAACAUCAUGCUGAAGACCAGCGGCCACAUGUUCCACAUCGACUUUGGCAGGUUCCUGGGACACGCGCAGAUGUUUGGCAAUAUCAAGCGGGACCGCGCACCGUUCGUCUUCACGUCCGACAUGGCUUACGUCAUCAACGGCGGGGACAAACCGUCCAGUCGCUUCCACGACUUUGUGGACCUUUGCUGCGAGGCCUACAACAUCAUCCGCAAGCACGCGCACCUCUUCGUCAACCUGCUCGGCCUGAUGCUGUCAUGCGGAAUUCCCGAAUUGUCCGACGUCGAUGAUCUCAAGUACGUCUACGAUGCUCUGAGGCCUCAUGAGUCGGAGGCGGACGCCACCAUGUACUUCACCAGGUUGAUCGAGACGAGCCUGGGCAGCGUGGCGACCAAGCUGAACUUCUUCAUCCACAACCUGGCGCAGAUGAAGUUCGCGUGUGGCGAGGACGUCCCGUCGCUGUCGUUCGCCCCUCGCGUGCACACGGCUCAGAGCGACCGCGUCAUCCAAAGUCUCUACGUGUGCGCGCACGGCAGCGGCCAUGGGAAAGCUCACACCUACGCGGUGAAGGUGGAGCGUGAUGGCCAGCAGGAGGCGCAGUUGGUGCAGCGGACCUUUGAGGAGUUUCAGGAACUUCACAGCAAACUCAGGCUCCUGUUCCCCUCCUCCAAGCUUCCCAGCUUCCCCGGCCGCCUGGCGAUGGGCCGUUCCCGCGGCGAGGGGGCGGCGGAGCGGCGCAAAGACGAGCUGAAUGGUUACGUGCGGCAGCUCCUCCACGCCGUGCAGGACGUCGCACAGUGUGAUCUGGUGUACACGUUCUUCCACCCCCUACCCAGAGACGAGCUACCAGGACCAGGCAGCAGCAGCAAAACAGAAAUGCCGUGGAGUCCGUCUGGCAAAGAUUUGGGCGAGGUCAAACUGUCCAUCUGCUACCGCAACGAGAAACUCUUCAUCAUGGUCAUGCACAUCCGAGGCCUGCAGCCGCUUCAGGACGGUACUGACCCUGACCCGUACGUGAAACUCUACCUCCUGCCAGACCCACAAAAGACCAGCAAGAGGAAGACCAAGGCGGCGCGACGCACCUGCAACCCAACGUAUAACGAGAUGUUGGUGUACGAGCGCAUCCCGCGUGGCGACCUGCAGCGGCGCCAGGUGCACGUGCGCGUGCUGGCUGAUGGCACCUUCUGGGACAACACGCUGUUGGGCGAGGCCUUAGUGCCGCUCGGGGCGCUGGUUCCGGGUCAGCGCUGGCUCCACUGGCACCCAUUGGCGCCGGUGCCACAAUGAGCACCGCGCGUCCACCGCAAAAAAACGGGAGCGCGCAUGGAAAAUCCCUUUCGGCAUCAACCCCACCUCCGACUCGUCGCCGAACGAGCGCGCGUGCUUACAACUUUGCUCUACCGGGUUACAUUCCCCCUCCACUAUUGGCGCUUCUCCCCCUUCACUUCUGCCGAGCCGAAAUCGAGCCCGCCACUCGGUCCG
Messenger RNA from Syngnathus acus (greater pipefish), 5198 nucleotides. It is a transcript of the gene pik3c2b, whose product is annotated as phosphatidylinositol-4-phosphate 3-kinase, catalytic subunit type 2 beta. Gene Ontology annotation, cellular component: cytoplasm; phosphatidylinositol 3-kinase complex; plasma membrane. Gene Ontology annotation, biological process: phosphatidylinositol-mediated signaling; cell migration; phosphatidylinositol-3-phosphate biosynthetic process. Gene Ontology annotation, molecular function: 1-phosphatidylinositol-4-phosphate 3-kinase activity; phosphatidylinositol binding; 1-phosphatidylinositol-3-kinase activity. NCBI's taxonomy places the organism in Eukaryota, Metazoa, Chordata, Actinopteri, Syngnathiformes, Syngnathidae. Bases 432 to 5003 code for a protein of 1523 amino acids. The transcript is spliced from 33 exons. The record is from RefSeq and is a predicted model, not a curated record.